AUGAAGGUGUCUCUCAUUAAUGGAGUGGUUAUGGGAGGAGGCGCCGGUCUAUCCAUGAACACAAAUUUUAGAGUUGUCACUGAAAGAACUGUGUUUGCUAUGCCAGAAGCAUCAAUAGGACUCUCCCCAGAUGUGGGUGCUUCAUAUUUUCUCUCCAGGCUUCCUGGCCAUUUUGGGGAGUACCUAGGAUUAACAGGAAGGCGUUUGAAUGGAGCAGAAAUGUUUAAAUGUGGCUUAGCGACUCAUUUUGUCCCCUCCAAGAAGCUAAAUUUGCUGGAAAAAGCCCUAUACUCCGUGACAACUUCAGAUAGUUCAACAAUUACGGCAUUAAUUGAUAAAUUUACUGAAAUAGUUUAUCUUAAGGAAGGCAGCCCCUUGAAGAGACUGGACACAAUCAACAAAUGCUUCUCAAAAGGAACUGUUGAGGAAAUUGUUCUAUCAUUGGAAAAGGAAAUAGAAGUGAAUGGAACAGAAAAGUGGAUUGCAGAUGCAUUAAAUUACAUGCGUGGAUCCUGUCCUACAAGCCUCAAGAUAUGGCUUAGAUCAGUGAGAGAAGGCAGAGUACAAAGCAUUGAACAAUGCCUUAAUCGGGACUACAACAUUAGCUGCCAUUCCCUACGAAGAACUGUCAGCAAUGAUUUCUACGAGGGUUCAAGAGCAAAGCUGUUUGAUAAGGACAACAAGGCUAUGUGGGAUCCUCCAAAGUUGGAGCUGGUUAGUGAAGAAAUGGUAGAUCGGUACUUCAGGGAGGUUGAGGAUGAGAAUUGGGAGCGUCUGCACCUUCCUCGUAGGUCAAACUUACCCUGCAAGCUGUAGACUGAAGCCAUGUGGAAUAGUUAUGGCAUGGAAAUGGAGAGGCCUUUUAUACGGAAAAGGACCUAUAUGUAAUAUUUGGGAAUUAAAUGAUCAAUGUCUUGCGUGUUUUGUUUAUUAUUUUAGUCUUGUUUUGGUUUAUAAUGUUGCAAAAUAUAGCAUGGACUUCUUAAUUA
This is a messenger RNA of Neltuma alba, 989 nucleotides long. Its product is annotated as probable 3-hydroxyisobutyryl-CoA hydrolase 2. Gene Ontology annotation, molecular function: 3-hydroxyisobutyryl-CoA hydrolase activity. Bases 1 to 816 code for a protein of 271 amino acids. The record is from RefSeq and is a predicted model, not a curated record. Gene Ontology annotation, biological process: L-valine catabolic process. The transcript has 9 exons. Lineage: Eukaryota; Viridiplantae; Streptophyta; Magnoliopsida; Fabales; Fabaceae.